UGCGCAUGUGCGGCCCCCUUCCUGCCGUUAGGCAGUUGGGGCGCCGUUGCUGGUGGUGUCUGGGGUAGCGUAGAAAUGGCUGGCGGCCAGGCUUGCCUGAGGGAACUUGAGGCGAACGCAGAGGAGUUGGACUGCGAGUUGGACUGCGACGCCGGCCGAGACGACUGGAGCCUGAGCCUCCUGGAGCCAGUCGACGAGGAGCAGUGCCGCCACAUCCGCAGGCAGUACCGGCAGCUGAUGGACAGCGUGCAGCAGAGGCGCGACUCCAUCGUGGGUGCCCCGGGCGACUCGCUGUCCGAGGCCCUGGAGGAGGCCAAUGCACUGUUCGAUGGCGUGAGCCGCCCGCGGGAGGCCGCGCUCGACGCACAGUUCCUGGUCAUGGCUUCGGACCUGGGUUGUGAGAGGGCGCGGCAGCUCAACAGGGACCUGCGCCUGUUUGACGUGGUGGCCUUCAGCGAGCUGCUGCUGGCCUUCGCCGGCCUGAGCUGGCUGGAGGUGGCACAGGAGCAGAGCCAGGACGGCGAGGGCCUGGGCCCGGCCUUCUGGAGCGCCGUGCGGCGCGAGGCGGCCGCGUGGCUGGCGCAGACCGAGACCUUCCACUUCCUCCUCAGCUCCCUCUGGUUGGGGCCCGAGGCGCAGACCCCGGAGCGGCCCCGCAGGGCGCGCAGAGCCCACGUGGGCCCGGCCGAGCCCACCAAGCUGGUGCGCCUCGACCCGAGCGCCCCGCAGGAGUCCACGGAGCGCGAGGUGGAGCGCGUCCUGGGGCUGCUGCAGACCUACUUCCGCAAGUACCCCGACACACCCAUGUCCUACUUCGAGUUCGUGGUGGACCCGCACUCCUUCGCGCGCACGGUGGAGAACAUGUUCCACGUGUCCUUCAUCAUCAGGGAUGGCUUUGCGCGGAUGCGGCUGGACCAAGACCGGCUGCCCGUGCUCGAGCCCGUGGACGCCGGCCCUGCGGAGGACUACGACCUCGGUGGCUGGGGCCGCAAGCAGGGAGUGAUAACUCUGAGUUUACAGGACUGGGAGAACAUCGUGGCCACAUUUGAGAUCUCCCAGGCCAUGAUCACCAGUUCAUGCUAA
Molecule: messenger RNA, 1083 nt
Organism: Octodon degus (degu)
Lineage: Eukaryota; Metazoa; Chordata; Mammalia; Rodentia; Octodontidae
Gene: Eid3
Product: EP300 interacting inhibitor of differentiation 3
Exons: 1
Coding region: 76-1083 (335 amino acids)
Biological process (GO): DNA repair
Cellular component (GO): Smc5-Smc6 complex; nucleus
Source: RefSeq, a predicted model, not a curated record